AUGGCAUCACCAUCAGAAUCAUGGAUGCAAGAAUUCAAUGAAGCAUCAAAACUUGGUGAUGAAAUCAGUGGCAUGAUUUCUGGGAAGAAUUCUUUACCUCAAUCAGGACCAGAAACACAACGGCAUCUCUCUGCCGUUCGGAGAAAGACCACUAUUUUGAGGACCAAACUUGAUGUUUUGCAGUCCCUUUUGUCAGCACUUCCUAGCAAACAGCCAAUAUCAGGGAAAGAGAUGAAUCGGCGUCUAGACAUGCUGAAAAAUUUGAGUACAAAAGUUAACCAGAUGGCUACUGCUCUCAAUAUGUCCAGUGCUGCUAACAGAGAGAACUUGCUUGGACCUGAUAGCAAGACCGACGAUAUUAUGGAUAGAGCAUCUGGCUUUGACAACCAGGGCCUUGUUGGUUUUCAACGGCAAGUCAUGAGAGAACAAGACGAAGGCCUUGGGAAAUUGGAGGAGACAGUGACAAGUACAAAACACAUUGCAUUGGCUGUCAAUGAGGAACUUACCUUACACACUAGGCUUCUGGAUGAUUUAGACGAGCAUGUGGAUGUAACAAAUUCCCGUUUACAGAGGGUUCAAAGGAAUUUGGCUUUUCUGAACAAACGUACCAAAGGUGGCUGUGCUUGCUGGAUCUUUCUGGUCAUUGCUAUUGUCAUUCUAAUUGUUGGCGUGUGGGCAUUGAUUAAAUAUUUUCAGCUCAUGCAUGUUCUCCGCAAAGGAUUGGGAAUCGCCUCCUCUCCUCCUGCGCUAGCAUGUUAUUUGCUUGCUGAUAAGAUGGGAGUGAUAUCCUUUGUAGGGAAAAAAACCUACGAUGAAAUGUUGGAGGGAGAAAUGAGGUUGAAACGAAAGGUCAAAGAAUCGUUGCCUGAUUCGGAUUCAGUAAUUGACAUUGUGGAUAGCAAUAUGCUAAACAGAGGAGAUGGCUACUCCUUGAACAAAGAGCAUUUUGUCACAUCUAUCUAUAAUGGACUUGGCUCUUCAAUGUACUAA
Molecule: messenger RNA, 990 nt
Organism: Dovyalis caffra
Lineage: Eukaryota; Viridiplantae; Streptophyta; Magnoliopsida; Malpighiales; Salicaceae
Source: the annotation of a GenBank genome assembly